Molecule: messenger RNA, 1243 nt
Organism: Cololabis saira (Pacific saury)
Lineage: Eukaryota; Metazoa; Chordata; Actinopteri; Beloniformes; Belonidae
Gene: noazfp
Product: zinc finger protein 330
Exons: 10
Coding region: 124-1080 (318 amino acids)
Cellular component (GO): nucleus
Molecular function (GO): zinc ion binding
Source: RefSeq, a predicted model, not a curated record
AUCAUCCCUGAUUGUGUAUCCACGAACACAUUUUAGGACGGACCGAGGAGCAGCAUCUGGGUUCAGCCGCUAGUGUUUUUCAGGUCAACAGACUCACCACAGGGGAAAAGUGACAGAAAUAAAAUGCCCAAAAAGAAAACCGGGGCACGUAAAAAGGCCGAGAGUCGCAAAGAGCGAGAGAAACAGAGUCGAGCUAACCGGGAGCAUGUGGAUGUGGCCAAACACCCCUGUAACUCCAACAUGGAAUGUGAGAAAUGCCAGAGAAAACAGAAGAACAGAGCUUUCUGCUAUUUCUGUAAUUCUGUGCAGAAGCUGCCCGUCUGCGCUCAGUGUGGUAAAACCAAGUGCAUGAAGUCCUCAGAUUGUGUCAUCAAGCAUCCGGGGAUCCACAGCACUGGGAUGGGCAUGGUGGGGGCCGUGUGUGACUUCUGUGAAGCCUGGGUAUGCCAUGGGAGGAAAUGUCUGAGCACUCACGCCUGUUCCUGUCCCCUGACUGAUGCAGACUGUAUCGAGUGUGAGCGCGGAGUGUGGGAUCAUGGAGGUCGAAUAUUCCGGUGUUCCUUCUGUCAAAACUUCUUAUGUGAGGAUGAUCAGUUUGAGCACCAAGCGAGCUGCCAAGUUCUUCAAGCAGAAACAUACAAAUGUGUCUCGUGCAACAGACUGGGACAACACUCCUGCCUGCGCUGCAAGGCUUGUUACUGCGAUGACCACGCCAAGAGUAAGGUUUUCAAACAGGAAAAAGGCAAAGCACCGCCGUGUCCAAAGUGUGGCCAUGAGACCCAAGAGACCAAAGACCUCAGCAUGUCCACUCGCACCUUGAAGUUUGGUCGCCAGGCUGGUUGUGACGACGACGAUGAUUAUGACGACGGGGCAUCAGGAUAUGAUGCUUACUGGAAGAAUUUGGCAGCUGGAGGAGGAGGCCAGGACAGCUACAGAGAAGAUGAUGACUACGAGGAAGAUGAGGACGAGGAGGACGAAGAAGAUGAGGAUGAAGAAGAUGAAGAUGAAGAAGAGGAGGAAGAAGAAGAUGGGCCGUCUGAGAAGUUGGCUGAACUCAAAAUAGAGGGCUCUGCUGCCUAAACUAAAAUGGAGAGUGAGGCACAGAGUUCAGUUGUUGGUCCUCAUUUGGAUGACUGCUCGGGGAGUAUUCAUGAUGGUUAUUUUGAUAUUCUUACAAACAUGGGAGUUAUCACAAAUAAAGUAACAAGCUUUUAAAAUAAGUGAAUAAAAAUAGUGAAUCUGA